CAUGCCAUCAGAAAUGCUGCUAAAGAUAUUUUCCUAUUUGGAUGCUGUGUCCCUAUUGGCUGUUGGUUGUGUGAAUAAGCGCUUCCAUGAGCUGGCCAAUGAUAAUGGAAUUUGGCUGAAACUCUAUUCCAGCUCUUUGCACCCAAAAUGGACAAUUUGGAAAAUGAAGUCUAAACAAACAGAAACUGUUUCUUUGGGCUGUGCUGCUUUACACGAUAAAGAGCCUGGGUACUGGAAGAAAGAAUACAUCUUCAAAAAAACAUCUGCCUUCAAAACUAGAGUAAUGCGGCUCGUUAAAUUUCUGGAUCCUUAUACAGGUCUUCCAUGUAAAAACAAAGAAGCUAUGAAAGUCUCUGGGUUGAGUUGGAUAAUUGUCUUAAAGGACAAAAAUGGAAAAGAACAUGUAGUAGAGAAGCCAAACCUAUCAUUUAAGGACACGUCUGUUACUGUACUUUGGCAUGGUACAGACUGGCCAUGCUUAGACAUCCUGUCAACCCUGAAACUAUUUGGAGUUACACCGUUGCUUCCUGACCAAAGCAUACCUCCCAACAAGAAUGGACCUCGUCGAUUUUCCUUGAUUGCUGAAUACCAUCUUGCUAACCUGACUGAAAAUAGUGUAGUGGUUGGUGCUGAUGAGCUUGUCCAGCUUUUCAGUCUGAGUCCAGGACUGUUAGUAGGAAUGUGGAAGGGGAAAAAUGAAAUUGCUUUUGUUAUGGCGAGUCUUCAUUAUAAUCAACUUCUUGAGAGAAGCAUUUUGGGUUCUGCUACUGUUCAAUAUUCUCCUCCACCUAAUAAACCUUUACGGGAUGAUAUUGACUCAGAAUAUGGACUACAUGACUACAGGCUGCAUCUUGAUCUGCAUGGCAGAAACUGCAUGUACCUGUGUGGAUCCUUCAAGUGCCUCUUCUGCAGAAAACGUGACAUUGAAAAUGGAUACGUGAGGCUCGUAGUUGUAAACUUAAAGGAUAAUAGGAAGCACUUGCCUAUUAUUGGGACACUUGGCAUAUGCUGGGAAACAGAUGUGUUUAAAGGCAAUGUAAAGGACUGCUUUGUGAUGGAUCUGACUCUCUUGGAUGAAACUGGAAUGCCCUUCUGGUGUUUUAGUGCUCCAGUCCACAUGGAAUUGUCUACCAAAUCAUCCGGCCUUUAUGACUACAUGGGUCAUAUCUAUACUGCAGACUAUGCAGAUUCAGAGGGUAAAGUCUGUGUUGAGUUUGUAUGGUUGGAAGAAACCAAGGAAUAUAUUAUAGUCAGUUUGGUGCUUUAUGUAAGCACCAAAAAGGUCAAUAGCUGGUAUGGAACAAACUACUGACUUAAUUAGGUCACUAAUUUCCUUGUUUUGAUAACCAAACAAACAACCCUGCUACAACAAAAACCACAAUAAACUGGUGAUGCUUAAGAUUGACACC
Agelaius phoeniceus (red-winged blackbird) is the source of this 1409-nucleotide messenger RNA. It is a transcript of the gene FBXO15, whose product is annotated as F-box protein 15. Gene Ontology annotation, cellular component: SCF ubiquitin ligase complex. Lineage: Eukaryota; Metazoa; Chordata; Aves; Passeriformes; Icteridae. Gene Ontology annotation, molecular function: protein binding. The record is from RefSeq and is a predicted model, not a curated record.